UCCGGUCUUCUUCUGACCCAACGACACCCAACUCCUCCCUUUACCUCCCUUUCCUUCCCCUUCACGGAGCUGCGCUUUGUUGUUGGCAAGGAUCAAUCGAAGGAAACAGAGGACGAAGGAGGUCGACCCGUUGUUCGUUGCAGAGAAGAGGGCGAGGGAAGGAGCAUGACCAAGUACGCGGAAUUCUUCGAUAUGGGGGUGAGAAUAGCGGCCCGGUUCCACUCCCACUGCCCGCAGACCGCUCGCAUGUACUACAAGCCGCCGCCCACCUCCUUCGACGCCGACGAACCGCCGGCACCCGAGGCCGCCCGCCGCCAUCGCCCUCCGCCACCGCCGGCGACUUUCAGCGAAUGGCCGGAGGCCGAGUCGACGCCCCACGGAUUAGUCUUUACUCCGUUCGAGGAUUGAAAUGGUGCAUGCUCUGUUUCCGGCCGUUGGGAAAACAAAAAGGGGAUUUUUUUUUAUUUUAUCUGGAAAAACAAAUAUUUUGAUGAAAAGGAAAUGAAAAUUAAACGAUUAAUAAAUUAAAUAGUCGUGUCCCUCGAUGACCCCGGAGCACUGAUAUAGCGGUCAGGUGUUCGAUUGUCUCUUAGGUAUUUUUGAUUUAAUUAUUUCCGAUUUAUUUUGAUGACAUGUAAAAAAAUUUUAUAGGGUCGGAUUA
This is a messenger RNA of Zingiber officinale, 661 nucleotides long. Its product is annotated as zyxin-like. NCBI's taxonomy places the organism in Eukaryota, Viridiplantae, Streptophyta, Magnoliopsida, Zingiberales, Zingiberaceae. The coding region runs from base 166 to 408 and encodes 80 amino acids. The transcript has a single exon. The record is from RefSeq and is a predicted model, not a curated record.